Messenger RNA from Hypanus sabinus (Atlantic stingray), 1553 nucleotides. RefSeq names its product UBAP1-MVB12-associated (UMA) domain containing 1 (gene umad1). The record is from RefSeq and is a predicted model, not a curated record. Lineage: Eukaryota; Metazoa; Chordata; Chondrichthyes; Myliobatiformes; Dasyatidae. The transcript has 5 exons. Bases 238 to 666 code for a protein of 142 amino acids.
GACGCGAUGACGCGCUGACGCCGGGGCCAGGAAGUUAACGACGGCCGUCGGCGCUGGGCGACUCGCUGGCUCCGGUUUUCGCUUCGGCCGUUGCUUGCCGGUGGCAGGCAUGCGCUGCGAUUACUGAGGCCGUUCGCGGUACUGUGCUUCACCCCUUGAACCCAUUACUAAAGAACGGGAGGAAAUGGCAACGGACAAAGCAGUGUGAGGUGGCUUUCAGAAAGCCAGCAAAGUGAAAUGCUGAAUAUUUUUGGAAUUCGAAAGAACACCGAGUCAUCCAAAAACACCACAAUCCAUGAGAAAGAAGUAGAUGGAUUUAUUAUUGUAGGAGAAACAGCAAAUGAAAGGGAAACAGUGCAGGCUCCUGAGCCAGGAAAUCAAGCAACAAGCGCAUGCUACCAAGAAAGUCAGGGUCAAAAAGAAAAUUUAUAUCCAGUAUAUACAGAUGAAACAUCUUCUGCUGACCAGAUGAACCAAACAGUCAAGGGUUUUCAUCUAAAUGUGGAUCUCCUCAGUGAUGUGCCUUUCACUCUCGCCCCUCAUAUUCUAGCAAUUCAUGGGAGUUUUCAAGACCUUCCAGCCAACUUACUGAAGAACAUGAAUGAAAACUUGGCAAGAUUUGGAUAUGAUUUUACUCUUGAAAAUUCUGUAAUUAGUAAUUCCUAAAAGAUGAAUGUUGCUAUGUUGACUGAAGUAUGUACCAUCCUAAGUAUUGAAGUAAAACAUCAUUGUUGAUGUGUUUUGUAAUUUGCUAUAUUAAUAAUUUUCAAUAUGUCACUGGCAUUGUCCCCUCUUGUGAUUCAUCUGGAACACUGCAAAUGCUUGCAUGAAAAUCUUAAAACUUUCUGACUUAAUUUAAUGAAUUGCAUUUACUUGGGAAAUAACCUGGCUAAUCACAAAGGACAGGCCACACUUUCCUUAAGAUUGGAAGCAUAGUGUCUGGGAAGGGGCAAAUAUUGAGGAAGGGGAAAUGGAAAUGGUCCUGCUGAAAAUGUUUUGUGCUAACUUUUAGUUUUGUAGACCAGGCCAUUGUGCUGGAAAUUCCCAUCUCUGCCAGUAGGGUGCAUCAGAGACUUGAAUCUUGCCCUUACAAUAGGGAGUCCAAAUAAAGAUGAUAGUCUUUGGAAGACUGAGGUAGAUUUCCACCUCUUAAGUGUUUUGACAUGUAGAAAAAAUUGUGAAUUGUGAGAUGAUAAAAGAAAUCAGAUUAUUAACUAUUGGUCAUUGUCAUAUACUAAAUUAUAUUAUACACAUUUGUAAGAAAGUGCGUGGUUUUUUGGCAACUUUUCACUUAAGUCCUUUUAUUGGUUUGACAAUUUAUGUGGUUGUCUAAUAGUCCAGAAUAAUUAAUCCAAUUAAAUAGAUCCUCCAUUUUGUCAAUAUCUAAACACAAAAUUGCAAUAGUGGUGGUGGAUGUUAAUUUUAAAUUUUAAAAAAAUACACAUGCUUUUGCAGCAGUUGAAUGUACGUUGCAACCAUAUUACACGGAAUCUAAAUGUAGUUUCACAUGAAAUUUUGGUGUCCUAAUAAAGUGUCUCUUUAUUAAAAUGGAA